AUGGGAUGCUGGGAGACAUCUUUGCCGCCACGCCCCCUCCGCCCCCAUAGUGCCGCAUGGGAUGCUGGGAGACGUCUUCGCCGCCACUCCUGCGCAAACUUGCCGAGGAAGAUGCUCGCCGUUGUCUUCCGUGUGUUGUCAGGCAUCUCCCAGAGGCCGACAAGCCGAGUGCUGGUGGCAUCCAGCAAUUUUGCAAACGACGCUACCUUUGAAAUUAGGAAAUGCGAUCUUCACCGACUGGAAGACGGCCCUUCGGUCACCACCACGCUCACCAAGGAGGACGGGCUGAAGUACUACAGGAUGAUGCAGACGGUGCGCAGAAUGGAGUUAAAGGCGGAUCAGCUGUACAAGCAGAAGAUUAUCCGUGGCUUCUGUCACUUGUAUGACGGGCAGGAGGCUUGUUGUGUGGGCCUGGAGGCCGGCAUCCACCCCAGCGACCACAUCAUCACGGCCUACCGGGCUCAUGGCUUUGCCUACACCCGGGGUCUGACUGUCAGACAGAUUCUCGCUGAGCUGACGGGCCGGAGAGGAGGCUGCGCGAAGGGCAAAGGGGGCUCCAUGCACAUGUACUGUAACAACUUCUACGGGGGCAACGGCAUCGUGGGGGCUCAGGUGCCCUUGGGAGCAGGGAUUGCACUGGCCUCUAAGUACAACGGGAGAGAGGAGGUCUGCUUGACGCUGUAUGGCGACGGUGCUGCUAAUCAGGGCCAGAUUUUUGAGGCGUACAAUAUGGCAGCGUUGUGGAAACUGCCCUGUCUUUUCAUCUGCGAGAAUAACCGUUAUGGAAUGGGCACGUCUGUCGAGAGAGCCUCUGCCAGCACCGAGUACUACAAGAGAGGGAACUUCAUCCCGGGACUGCGGGUAGACGGGAUGGAUGUCCUCUGUGUCCGGGAGGCCACCAAGUUCGCAGCUGCUUACUGUCGGUCCGGAAAGGGGCCCAUCGUCAUGGAGCUCCUGACCUACCGUUACCAUGGACACAGCAUGAGUGAUCCUGGCGUCAGUUAUCGGACCCGAGAAGAGAUCCAGAAAGUCAGAAGCAAGAGUGACCCGAUCAUGCUGCUCAAGGAAAGAAUGGUGAGCAGCAGGCUCGCCAGUGUGGAGGAGCUCAAGGAAAUUGAUGCCGAAGUGAGGAAAGAAAUUGAGGAUGCCGCGCAGUUUGCCACUUCCGAUCCUGAACCGCCCCUGGAAGAGCUGGGCUAUCACAUCUACAGCUCCGAGCCACCUUUCGAAGUUCGUGGCACAAAUCAGUGGAUCAAGUAUAAGUCUUUUAGUUGA
Molecule: messenger RNA, 1275 nt
Organism: Sorex fumeus (smoky shrew)
Lineage: Eukaryota; Metazoa; Chordata; Mammalia; Eulipotyphla; Soricidae
Product: pyruvate dehydrogenase E1 component subunit alpha, somatic form, mitochondrial-like
Exons: 1
Coding region: 1-1275 (424 amino acids)
Biological process (GO): pyruvate decarboxylation to acetyl-CoA
Cellular component (GO): intracellular membrane-bounded organelle
Molecular function (GO): pyruvate dehydrogenase (acetyl-transferring) activity
Source: RefSeq, a predicted model, not a curated record